GCACCGUUAUUGGGGCAUCUGCUAUAGUACUAGACACCUUCUCCCCCCGAAAUGAAACGCGGCCAUCCCCGUAGUAUGCGUAUGUGAACGCAAACCCAAGAGUGUAUAUCACAGUUCCAUCCCCUUGAUCGCCACUUUCCACACGGUCCAUCUCGCAACGCAGUGCCAAAGAAUUUCCCCAGUAUUCAAUGACUGCCAGCAGGUCUCGCAGCUAUGGAGCACAUUCCAUACGAUUGGAGGCAGCGUUUCUCCUAUGAGGGCCUCCCGAUCGAAAGCGAUCAUGUUCGCCUACUCACUUUGGCGCCUGGUAGGGCAGACGAGCCAAUCUCAUGCCAGCUUGAUGUGGUUUCGCUAAAGUCUACGCCCCGUUAUGAGACUCUAUCCUACGCAUGGGGGUCGCAGGAACGUGCAGAGUCGAUACUGCUAAACAAACAAGAGUUUCCUGUUACGGCCAACCUGUUCGCAGCUCUGCUCCACCUUCGCCUACUCGAUACGCCGUUGCGCCUAUGGAUAGACGCCAUAUGUAUUGAUCAGAGCAAUCUGCAGGAGCGCUCCUCGCAGGUUGCCCGAAUGAGAGAGAUCUACAAAUCGUCAUCUCGCGUAUAUGUCUGGUUGGGGGAAUGCCACAGGGCAUAUCCUACUGAUGGUGGGGACAGUUGCACCACGUCUGGACUAUCAAGGGUUGACUCUGGGUUGGGUGAUGAUAUCCUAGAACAAGGAACAUGGGCCUCAUUAGACGGGUCGUAUGCGCAGUACAGGCCCGAUAUGCAGAAGUUGACACCAAAUCCGUUCGGCCUAAUCGAGCAUUUCUCCCGCGAUAGGCAUAUGUAUGACCUUCCCGGAUUUCAGCGGCCUACCGAAGGUGGAAGUUCCGUGUUUGAUGAAACACCCUUUUUGGUUAUGCACGGUUUCCUUUCCGAGUCGUGGUGGACCCGCGUCUGGUGCGUACAAGAGAUAUUGCUUGCUCCUGAAGCAUCUCUCAUGUACGGCUCAUGGCGAAUCGACUUCGAUUUAGUCAAAGACGCCUCUAUCCAGAGCAGACGCCAUGUAAUGUCGUGCUGCUCGGAGACCCAGAUGCGCAUACCCGCCCACUUCUGGAAGUUCAGAGACGAUGACAUCGCAGAACGAACCAAGACGACCAUAAAUGCGGAGCGUUACCAAGACCUCGACGCGUUGCUUCGCCUAUAUGCGCACAGGAAAUGUCAGGAUCCGAGGGACAGGAUAUACGGGCUCCUCGGCCUUCCUGACAUGAAGAGAUACCCCGGGCUCGUCCCGGAUUACGAGAAAAGCACAGCGUCUGUCUACUACGACGCCACCGUGGCUAUUAUGCAAGACAACCCCUCGAGCCUACGGUUUCUUACUGGUACACGAGGGACCAGGUCUCACGAUACGCCUUUGCCAUCGUGGGUGCGCGAUUACUCUCACACGCAAGAGAUCGCGACUACUUGGGCCGAACGCCAUCGCCUGGAGCGAUACACCUUGUAUAAGGCAGCCGACGGCCGCCCUGCUAAUGUAAUGAUAAUCGAACGAAGUGUACUUCGCCUCCGCGGCGUCCGAGUAGCAACCAUACAACAUGUCGGUAUCGUCCGCACCACCGUCAACCUUAGCGAUUCCAUGCCGGCCAUAAAAUCAUGGCUACAACUAGCCAACCUGCCCCUCCCGAUCGAAGUCUCUGAGAUUCGAAAGCCCCGCCAACGCCAGUUCUGGCGCACGCUCGUCGCGGAUGCCGCCCUCGAGCUCGACGCCAACCUGGAUUACAUUUGGUCCAGGACCGACGAAGCCUUGAUGGAGACCUAUCUCGAAAACAUCGCCAACUUCCUCAACCCCAAUUCCGACAACUAUACUGCGUGUAGCGAGUUUAGGCCCAGUCUCACCAAGAUCAUCACAAUGGCGACGCUCCAGAAAGCGUUCUGUCUCACUGAUGACGGCGGCAUGGCUCUCGUCCACCCAGGCACACAACCAGGAGACGAGAUCUGGGUGCUCGAAGGAGGCAAUGUGCCUUUCGUCUUGCGAGCCGGGACUUCUGAGGAUUCUCCUACGAGCAGAUAUGAACUUGUUGGCGACUGCUACCUGGACGAGUGCAUGGACGGCCAGGCCUUGCGGCAGACGACGUGCGAGAUGACGUCGAUCGACCUGGAGUAAGACGAGUUCUCGAAGACUGCAGGACGGUCAAUGUAAGAGAACAGAAAUGUUGAUCAUGAUGUGUAUGAUAUUGCCAUUGCUUUGCUGGACAGGGUUAUGUGUUGGUUUCUCUUGUAGGAACAGUGAUCUAAUGGUCUACGUACAUUCACGCAUACCUUAACUAUUGUAAUACGAAUAAUUAUGCU
This is a messenger RNA of Aaosphaeria arxii CBS 175.79, 2327 nucleotides long. Its product is annotated as HET-domain-containing protein. NCBI's taxonomy places the organism in Eukaryota, Fungi, Ascomycota, Dothideomycetes, Pleosporales. The record is from RefSeq and is a predicted model, not a curated record. Bases 214 to 2142 code for a protein of 642 amino acids. The transcript has 3 exons.